Delphinapterus leucas (beluga whale) is the source of this 2253-nucleotide messenger RNA. Lineage: Eukaryota; Metazoa; Chordata; Mammalia; Artiodactyla; Monodontidae. The record is from RefSeq and is a predicted model, not a curated record.
CUUUAAACUGGGCCGCACCUGCUCUGGUCAGACUGGUUUGGAGACACAGGUAAAGGGAGGGAGACUGAGAGGAAUACUCGCAGAGCCAGCAGGGAGCUGGGCAGCUCCUUCCCGGACACUGGGGACCCUCUACCUCUCUCCAGAUGGAAAAACUUUACUCCCUCCAGGGUGACAUGACCUUGCGGUAGACCCCAGAAGUGAAGCCCCAGGAUGACAGAACCCGAGACCCUGGCCCUGCUGGAAGUGAAGGGGCCGGAGGCCCUGGAGAAGAGCCCACCCCAGGCUUUGGUCCCCAAUGGCCGGAAGCUGGAAGGGGAAGAUGGGGUUGAGUCCCCUGGAGCUGAGUCCUCCAGAGCGGGAUCUUCAGCUGGGUCUCCCACAGCCGGAGAAGGGACGGAGGAUGGUCUAGACAGCACAGUAAGUGAGGCUGCCACCUUGCCCUGGGGGACUGGCCCCCAGCCCAGUGCCCCGUUCUCAGAUCCCCCUGGCUGGAGGAACAUUGAGCCUGAGCCCCUUAAGUCAGAGCCACCCACCAAGCUAGAGGAGUUGCCCGAAGAUGAUGCCAACCUGCUGCCCGAGAAGGUGGCCCGGGCCUUCGUGCCCAUCGACCUACAGUGCAUUGAGCGGCGGCCCCAGGAAGACCUCAUUGUGUGCUGUGAGGCCAGCGAGGGUGAGCGCCGCCAGACCUUCCUGCCCACCCGGGCCACCCACCCUGAGCCCCCGGAGCGCAAGUGGGCCGAGGCAGUGGUGAGGCCGCCUGGGUACUCCUGUGGGUGCUGCAGGGGACGUGGAGGCCAUGAGGGGCUGAGGGCCAUGGCCUCGGUGGGAGCCGCCCUCAUCCUCUUCCCCUGCCUGCUCUAUGGGGCAUAUGCCUUCCUGCCCUUCGAUGCCCCGCGCCUGCCGACCAUGAGUUCCCGCCUCAUCUACACGCUGCGCUGCGGGGUCUUUGCCACCUUCCCCAUUGUACUGGGGAUCCUGGUGUACGGGCUGAGCCUGUUGUGCUUUUCUGCCCUGCGGCCCUUUGCGGAGCCACGGCGGGAGGUGGAGAUCCACCGGCGAUACGUGGCCCAGUCGGUCCAGCUCUUCAUCCUCUACUUCUUCAACCUGGCCGUGCUUUCCACCUACCUGCCCCAAGACACCCUCAAACUGCUCCCUCUGCUCACUGGUCUCUUCGCCAUCUCCCGGCUGAUAUACUGGCUGACCUUUGCCGUGGGCCGCUCCUUCCGAGGCUUUGGCUACGGCCUGACAUUCCUGCCCCUGCUGUCCAUGCUGGUGUGGAACCUCUACUAUAUGUUCGUGGUGGAGCCCGAACGCAUGCUCACUGCCUCUGAGAGCCGCCUGGACUACCCUGACCACGCCCGCUCAGCCUCAGACUACAGGCCUCGCUCCUGGGGCUAAGCCGCCCCACCCCCUUGCUCCCAGCCCUGGUACCUGGGUGGGAUGAACCCACCUACUGCCCCGACCGGGGUCCCAUCCAAUCAGAGCCUGGACUGUCCCCUGCUCUCCAAGUUGGGGCACUCCCCUUCACCUUUGGAGCCUGGGACAAUUAGGCGGGAGGGACUCAGACAUUCUUUCAGGGAAAGAGGUGGACAGCCAUAUUCCUUAAGGAUGCUGAGGGCACAGGACCAGGAGCAGAGGCAUGGUUCCUUCCUGAGCAGCCUCCCACCACUGCCACUAGGGCCCACAAUGGCUGGACUCUGCUCCACUCUCCAGCCUCCUGUAAGGCAGCCAGCAGAGCCACAGCCAAAACUCUGACCAUUUCUGUGCUGGGUGUCCAAGCAGAGGGCCUCAAAGAGACUAGAAACCUUGCCCAUGCCUAAAGGUAAUGGCUGGCCAUCAGCUCAAAUAGGACGUUCACGUUUGGUGAAAACCUUCUUGGGGACCUGUAUUCAGGACCCUCCGUGACUGGCCAUAUAGGCUCUUGAGCCUCAGUCAAGUCAAUUACAGCUGUCCCAAUCCAGUGUGGCUGCCUCCUCCCUUCCAACCCUUUAGGUCCCUGUAACCUUGCACCUCCAAACUGCCCAGAAGUCAUACCUCUCUCAUGGGAAGAGGAGCAGACAGGGAAACCUGCCUCCCAAGAGGCGUGUGUGUGUUUGUGUGUGUGUUUGUGUGUGUGUGUGUGUGUGUGUGUGUGUGCGCGCGCGCGUGCGCACACACACCCACACCUGUGGUGGCUGGGAGUGGUUGGAAGACAUAGUGGUUGAUGUUAACCCCAUGUGAAUGUGUGUGUAACAAUAAACAACUACCACUGUC